UUUUUCACAGAUCAAAAGCAAACUUUAAUAUGAACCGAUCUCUGGACCGAAUUCAUAUCACUGCAUCGUAGAUCCAGCGUUAGAGCUACCAUGGCGGAUGCUAGUGUCUUGUCGAUCGUUCAGUCUCUCCGCGACAAGUUGACUUCAGAUCCACCCCCACCAUCGCAUAAGAUUUUGAGGAUUCUUCAGAAACUUUCAGCGCUGCCCAUCUCAAUCGAUGUACUGCAUGAAACGGGAAUCGGCAAAGUCGUGAACGGAUUCCGCAAGCAUGAGGGCGACAUUGCAGAGUCGGCCCGUAGUCUAGUGCGGUCCUGGAAAGCCAAAGUGCGGGAAGCCAUGGACGAAGAGGCCAGCAGACAGGAAACCAGUGAAAUGCUGAACCAAGCGGCACCGCAGCCUGAGACGAGCACAGUUACACAGCCGCACAGCCCAAUGAAGCAACAAAGCUCCCAACCUCACACCUCAGCGUCACAAAGCACCUCCAGACUGCACAGUCCAAAACACAACUCAAAUAAACCCCUCUCGCCGAGCCAACUAACAAAGUCCAAAAUUACGUCACCAUCGACAAGUCACUCGUCAACGCACAGCUCUUCCAAGUCACAUGCCUUAUCUAAGUCACACGACCCUUUGAAGUCACGUGACUCUUCGAAGUCAAAUUACUCUUCUAAGUCACAUGACUCUUCUAAGUCACACGGCUCUUCUAAGUCACACGGCUCUUCUAAGUCACAUGACUCUUCUAAGUCACAUGACUCUUCUAAGUCACAUGACUCUUCGAAGUUGCAUGACUCUUCUAAGUCACGUGACUCUUUUAAGGUGCGGGACUCUUCUAUGUCACGUGACUCUUCUGAAUCACGUAACUCUUCUAAAUCACAUGACUCUUCUAAGUCACGUGACUCUUCUAAGUCGCACAACUCUUCCAACGUGUCCAAGUCACAUGAUGCUUCCAAGUGCUCUACCGAACUCAAACGACACAAUGACGAUGGUGUUCCAGAGGGAGGAUUCACACAAUUGAAGGAGAAGCAUUCUUCUUCCAGCGGGAGUCCUGCGAAGAAGUUGAAAAGCCAUCACUCCCCUGGAAGUGGAACAGCCAGGAUACGUGAUAGCGAAGACGUAGCAAGUGAGAAACCAAAAAGCCAUAAUUCUUCAGAGAAGAGAUCUGAUACAGUCACACAUAAACCACAUGACAGGUCACAUGACCGGUCACAUGGGGGAUCACACCACAAAACCUCCACAAGUGGAGUUCAGAAAUCUUCAGAGCGAAAACAAACACCCCCUUCCGGUCUCAAUCACGCAUCCUACGAAAAACACAAUUCUGUGAGUAGCAGAAAAUCCGACGUGAACGAAAAAAUCUCAAAAGACAAAUAUUCGACAACUUCAAGUCCGGAGUUAAAAAAGUCUACAAAAUCUGUCGGACAUGAAAAGUCGGCCGCUAAUGGAGAUGUGGUUUCCAAGAAAUCAACUCCAACUAAAUCUCCGAUAAUAUCCCCGUCACGUUCUGCAGACACGGACAAAACUAAGCCAAAAUCAUCAACUCGUGAUCACAAGGACGGUUUCAAGAAACCGAAAUCCAAACCGUCGAGCAGCGAGAAAAAGACGAACAGUGACAGCCCUCUGGAGGAUACUUGGGACGAUGACAAAUCCGAGGGCAAGGAUUUCACCAACACCGGAAUGUCAUUCGGUGAUUGCCUGCUGGGUCCCAAGGUAACCAAAGUCAAGAAAGUCGCCAACAGCAAGACGCUGGAAAACUCCAAACUUUCCUCGAAAACGUCGACAAGCUCCAGUAAAUCCUCCACACCUAGGUCAAAGGUGAAAGUUGACAGAGCUGACCCCAGCAAGGCAAAGGUCAAAGUUGACGGUUCAAAACAUGAGAAGAGCUUACAAGGAAAGCAGCCAGUCGCGGGGAGUUCAAGUAAAGGUCAAAGGUCGGAGGAAGGUCGGAGGAACCGGAAGAAACGGAGCAUGAGCGAAGAAGAAGAAGAAGCCAUUAAAAUGGCAAAGAAGAGACGGGAAUCUGCUGAGGUGUCGUUGAGCUUGCCGGAGAUUCAGCCCACCUAUAAACCGAUACGUCUACCAGAGGUGCCAUCACCAGUCAAGAAAAGAACUUUGACUCCGGAAGAGGAGAUGGCGUAUCUGGGCUCCAAGCAGGGACGGACCAAAGUCUUCUCGGGACGAUUACGAAUCAACCGACUCACAAGUGUUCCACGAUUAUAUGACAUAUGUAUGGAAAUACUGUGUGACAACAUAGAUGCCAUUGAUGAUGUUGGUGGGGUGCCCUAUGACAUAUUGCACCCCGUCUUGCAAAAGUGCACCCCACAGCAGCUGUUCCACCUGGAGGACUGUAAUCCGCAUUUUCUUGAGGACACUGAUCCGCUUUGGCAGAAGCACGCCGAGAGAGAUUUCAAAGGCAAAUGGCCGGUGGAAAUGGAGUCGUGGCGAGAAGUCUAUAUUAGAGAACACGAUGCUCGAGAAGCAAGACUAAAGUCCAUCACCGCAAACAUCUCAGCUCAUAUGGCCGCCAAGGACCCAGGCCGGCUGACCAAAAUGGCGUUCCUGGACCGCCCGGCCAAACCGCCGCGCAACGUGAUGCGCCAACAGCUGCGUCACGGCACAGCCUCGGGUAGCUUCAUCCCUGAGAAACGGUCACACAGCACCAUCCAGCCCAACCGGCCAUCAACAGUCAUCGUUCACUCUGGCGGCGCGGAGGCGUCAGGCUUUAGUCGCCGACAGGCCAAACCCAAAGUGAUGGCACCGAUGAUGAUGAAAACGAUGAAGAUGAUCAAGAAACUUCGCCGAUGAUGGACGCCAUCUGAACUUUGACCCCAGACAGUGACAUAUUGGAGGUUAGCACGUCCACGACCGUUACGGAGUUGGGGCCAUGUUGGCGCGCAUGUCAUGCACAUGUUUCAAAGUUGAGGCAUGUGCGAAUUUUCGGAAAUGUAUUUGGCAUAGGACCGUUUUGCGCCCACAUUACAAUCCACACGCAAGCAUGGUUUCGCUUCAGUAAAUAGAGUACCGAAGUGUGACGGCAGCUUUCUUUGUUGGGGUUGACGCGCUGAUGUCUUAAAGUUAUACGUGUGAACCCGAAUUUGCAGCUCACUUCAGUACGCUAUGGCUUCUAAUUCAUGUAAGGCUGUGCGGAAUAUACGGAAUAUUUGAAUAUCUGAUAAUCAACCAAAUAUCCAAAAAUCAACUAAAUAUCCCAAUAGCUAUUUAUUGAAUUAAAUAUUCCAAAAACGUGAACAUUUGAAUCUGCACAGCCUUACUACUGGAUUAGCCGACAAACAUUAAGAAAAAGUACUCAAAUGUUCUGUUUAAAAGCUGACGGAAAUUUUUUGUAAAUUAAGGUAAUAAACUACUUAUUUUGUGAAUUGGGAUGUACAAGUAUAUGAAAUGAAUACAUAUUUAGUUGUUGAAUAAUGAAUGUAUUGUAUUUAAAACAAAGGGGAGUGUGGCCUAGUGGUUAGGGUUUGUGACUCAUGAUCAGAGGGUCAUGGGUUCGAAUCCAGUUGCUGGUCAUAUGUUGUGUCCUUGGGCAAGCCACUGC
Patiria miniata (bat star) is the source of this 3544-nucleotide messenger RNA. Its product is annotated as elongin-A-like. The record is from RefSeq and is a predicted model, not a curated record. Lineage: Eukaryota; Metazoa; Echinodermata; Asteroidea; Valvatida; Asterinidae. Gene Ontology annotation, cellular component: elongin complex; nucleus. The transcript has 11 exons. Gene Ontology annotation, biological process: transcription elongation by RNA polymerase II. The coding region runs from base 91 to 2796 and encodes 901 amino acids.